GCAGCGAAAUAAUUAUUUACGUUGAUUUUUUUGUCCGUUGUCGUCGUUGUCUUUGCUGGCAAGGCAGAUUUUUUUCUCGCAACCGCGUUCGAGUUUACUCACUAUAGUGUGUUAUUGUUCAGUGAAAUUUGUGGAAAUAAUCUUAAUCAUAAAUCGUACGGUGCGGGGAACGUUUGUGAGAAUUCGUGAACCGUGGGCGUAAUUUUAUUGAGAAGAAUCUAGCGGGACGAUAUAAGCGAAAAAAUCAUUUUAUUGCCAUUUCAGUGAGUGUUGUGUGUUAGUGUGUGUUACAAAUCUAAAAGUUCUUAGUUAAAGUUUAAAAAAUAUGAGUGAUCCUGAUGGUGCUAACGGUGCGGAACCGAAUGGUUCAAACGGCACCUCUGAGCCGAAAAGUUCAACCAUUGCGCCGUCGAAAAUUGCCAGAUCAAUUCCGAAACCUUCGGGAAUCAAACCGCCAUCGAUGACGCUCAGUUCGUCGACUAGCUCGCUGGCCAGCGUCGGCUCAACUACUGCUGGUUCCAUCCCAGUGCCACAGAGUCGGAUCGGUCGGCCCUGCCAGGGUCACGUCGCUCCGAAGGCGGGACUGCCUGCACCGGAACCUAAAAACGAUUCUUCGGACACAGGCAGUACGCUGAGCAGGAUGAGACGACCGAGUGACACCGACUAUAGCAAGUCGCAACUGCCAGAUGUGGACGAAGAAAGCGAAACCGAUCUGGCGAUCGAACGAAAAUCGCGAUCUUCCAAGUCUCCAGAUUCGGGCUUCCGAAGUAAUCGAACCUCCGCUGAUCGGAAGGCGUCAAGCACGUCCACCGGCUCGGAUCUAUACUGGGAAGCAACCGGACGACGCAGAAGCUCAGAUCAAGGUGUUGUCCUGACAACCGACACGGACAGUUUCAUCAUCGGGCAGCGUGUUUGGGUUGGUGGCCUGCGGCCGGGACAGAUUGCAUUCAUCGGUGAAACACAUUUUGCACCGGGCGAAUGGGCCGGUGUGGUUCUGGACGAUCCGAACGGCAAGAACGAUGGAUCCGUCGCUGGGAAGCGUUACUUCCAGUGUGAACCCAAGAAAGGGGUCUUCUCUCGGCUGACACGGUUGACCCGGGACCCGUUGCCGGGUGCCGGUGGCGGUAGCUCCAGUGCUGGCGAUACCUCGAUGGAUAACAGUUUGCGGUCGCUUACCUCACCGGUACGGUCCGGCGCGGUGUCCCCCACACACAGCGUGUCUAGUUUUGCCUCUAAAUCACCGGCGUUGGGAAAAGCGGCAACCUUAACUGUUGGUGAUCGGGUUAUAGUUUCUUCCGGAUUUGGCUCUCGUCCAGGCAUUUUAAAGUAUCUCGGAGAAACACAGUUCGCCAGUGGAACUUGGUGCGGCGUUCAGUUGGAUGAAGCCAGUGGCAAGAAUGAUGGUUCCGUCGAUGGUGUCAAAUACUUCGAGUGCCCCGAUAAGUACGGCAUUUUUGUUCCAAUCGCAAAGGUCACACUAUCGCCGUCUUCCCGCAAAACGCGUCUGUCCCGGUCCGGCUCCAAGGAAUCGCUAACUUCAGUCGGAACAAUGAGCUCUAUCGCAACCACGGCCACUUCCAGACUUCGUAUGAGCGCACAGCGGAAAUCGACCGUCAACGCAGUACCUUCAACGCCGAAAGCUUCCUUCUCACUACAGGAUGUUCUUCGGGAAAAGCAGAAUCACAUCGAACAGCUGAUGCGAGAACGGGAAAUCGACCGGGAGGAGGGCGCUAACCAAACCAUUACGUACCAGAAAAACGUUCAACAGAUGAAGGAGAAAAUCACCAAACUGGAAAAUCAGCUGGUGGAGGAAAAGCGUCGCAACGAGGAUCUUCAGUUUAGCGUCGAUGAGGCCACCUUCUGCGGGGAGGAACUGAAUGUAAGUAGACAACCGACAGAGAGCAGUCGGCAAUUUUGGAGCAACAAAACAUCAAAUUUAAAAUCCCAUCACAAGAGAGUUGCCCAAACAAUCGCUCAUCGAUACUACAAUGCUCAGACACAUAUCUUCAAGGAACGAAUAGCAGAACUUGAGCGACAACUACAAAGCAAACCAGAGCUCCCCACCGAGCCGGAUCUUCCCACCAAGGAAGCAGAUUCGAUAGCGGUUUUGAGUCUAGAGAUCGACAAACUCAAAGCGGAAAUUCUGCAGCGGGACCAAAAGCUGCAUCUGACCGAGGAGCUGAAGAACUCGCUGGAAGAUGAGAUCGCCAAACUGCACGAGCGGCUGGCCGAAAUGGAGAAGAACUUGGACAUCAAGGUGUCCAGCUUCAACAUUAGCGAACAGUGUCUCAAGGAGAAAAUCGCCUACCAGCAGACGCGCAUCGACGAAAUGGCUUCCGAGCUGACCGGAAAGGAUGCCGAGCUGGAGAAGCAAUAUCUGGAGCUGAAGAAUGCCGAGGGUCACCUGGAGGUGGAGGUGACCCAGUUGCAGAAUGAUCUUCGCACUAAGGAAACUCUGCUCGGGGAGCAGGAGAAACAGGUUGCCAAACUGACUGCUGAAAUCGAGGUGCUGUUGAGUGAUAUUAGGCAGCGGGAUGUGAAACUGUUGGAAGGGGAAAGCGGUUUGAAGGUUGUUUUGGACGAAAAGGAUGCCACUAUUGAUAAACUGAGGAAUGAUCUGGAUGAGUUGGCAUUACGGGGAGGAACACUGCAGACGGAAUUAGAUAGCAAACAGAAACGGAUAACCGACUUGAGUGCGAAACUCAUUACUUCCGAGGAGCAAAUUAAACAGCAGGAGGAAAGUCUUAAAGAAAGCAAAAAAACUCAACAGAGCCUAGAGGAAUCUUUAAAAAGUCGCGACAAGCUUUUGGAAGAGAAAACUGCUUCGCUUAUGAAAGUGCAAGAAGAACUAGCAAGCACCACAGCUGUCAGCGAAGAGCAAACAAGCCUCCUCCGUGCCAAAGACUCAGAACUGGAGCAAAAACAGCAGGAGCUCAAUUCGCGACAAGUUCAGCUGGCGAAGGUAGAAUCCGAACUUGCAGAGUUAUCCAAAAAACUCGAGUGCACAAUUAAGGACAACGACAGUCGCAAUGCUGAAAAUCAAACCACGCUUGAUUUCGAACUAAAAACUAAAGAGGAUUUGCUCAAAAAACUUGCCAACCUAGAGACUGAACAGCAUGCCAAAGAUAAACAACUGGAAGACAACGAUGUUCUGAUUAGCGCUCUGCAAAAUGAACUGAAAGAAAUCAAUGUGGCCAAAGCAAACCUGCUGCGGGAUCUGGAGGAAACGAGAAAAAGUUUCACCGAUAAGGAUAGCGCCGUUAGUAAACUAAACGAAGACCGUCUAAAACUGAGUGAUGAUUUGGAGAAACUCCAGAAGGAAUCGGCUGGUGCUAUAUCAUUGCUUGAAGAAAGGCUUAAAAACGCACAUACGACACAUGAUAACGAACUACAACGCAUUCAUGAAAGUCAUGCAUCGGAAAUAUUGGCGAAAGACGCUUCCAUUUCUAACUUAGACGCAUCCUUGGAGAAACUACAAGAAGAUAAGUUGUCGCUGCUAUCGCAGCUGGAUCACUUCAAGAUGUCCGAAAAAGCUUCCAGCGAUCAAAUUUCCUCCAGGAAUAACGAAAUCCAAGAAUUAACCAAGAAAAUCGAAACAUUGCAGACGGAACUGUCUUCUAAGAGUGACAGCCUAGAAAAAACGGCCCAGCUCCUAACAGAAAGCAACUCGAAACUCGAAUCAGGCGAAAAGAAAGUACUAACCCUGCAGGACUCCCAUGGCAAACUGGAAAUCGAGCUUGCCGAUCUAAAGCGCAAAAUGGAGGUUCUGGAGCAAAAAUCAACCCAAAUACAACAGCAGAAAACUGAUUUGGAGGCAGAAAUCGACACCCUUCGCUCUUCGACGGUUGACUCUAACUCGGAACUAUCCCGCUCGACCGAAGAACUCAAAGCGAAGCAAAAAAUGCUGGAACAGCUGCAGGAUUUGUUCGACUCCACCAAAAUCGACAUGGAACGAAGGUUGGACGAGGCGAAUCAAACGAAUGGUACACUGAGUGAGCAGAUCGAACGGCUGCGAAGCGAGAUGCAGCAAAUCUCCAGUCAGAAAAUCGAUCGAGAAAACGAGCUCAAUGUAGAAUUGGCGAAAAUGAAGGAGUCAGCCGAAGUGGAGAAGGAAAAUCUGGUGCGUGAAAUUGCCGGCUUGAAGGCCAGUUUUGAGGAGGAGAGAAAUCAACUGCUGAGUCAAGCCGAAAUUAAAUUGGCAGAAUUUGAAAGCGAAAAACAAGCACUGACAAUCAAAGUAGAUCAACUACAAGUUGCAAUAGGACAAUCCCAAAGUGAGUUGCAGUUGGCAAAGGAGCAGACAGCUAAAGAGCGUAGUGAAGCGGAAGAAAAGUUGAAACAUUAUGCUGAAGUAGAGAAAUCACUCAAAAAAGAACUGGAAGAUGGUAAGAAGGAGGAAACAUCCUUACGAGCUGCCCUUGAGGAGAUUCGAACCUCCAUGGAAAAGGGCAACCACGAUGCGUCGGCCCAGCUUAUCGAAAAGAGCUCCAGAAUUAGUGAUUUAGAAAAAGACAUUCAAAUGUUACAGGAGGAAGCUAAGGCAAAGCAAGAAGAGUGUACAGAACUGAGUAAGAAGUUAGAGCAGAACGCUAAUACCCAUUCAGAGAUGCUGAAACAACUGGAAAGCUGCCUUGCUCAGAUACAGGAACUGACGGGUGACAAAGGCAAGCUGGAAUUGUCUUUGACAGAUCUCUCAGUCGAGCUUACGUCCCUGAAGGAAAAGUACCAGGAGAUGGAAGACGAACAAGUCGAUUUGGUUAGUCGCGAAGAGCAUCUCAAGGACGAGAUUCAGCAGCUCAAGCUGACUUUGGAUGCUUCCGAGACGAAGUGCAAAGAAUUUGCUGAGCAGCUCGAUCUUAGUAAGCAGGAAUCCGUAAGGGUAGCCGAAGAAAGUCAAUCUAACGAAGAGCAUUUACGACAGGAAAUGGCAGCUUUUAGCGCAACUAUCGUCGAAAAAGAGCAAAAAUUGGCGGAAUUGAGUUCUAAGGUCGCUGAACUGUCGCCGCUUGUAAAAGUAACGGAAGAUUUGCGAGCGGAGCUCGCUGCUAAAGAACAGUUGAUAAAACAAAAGGAGGAAGACGUGCAAAGACAAACAGUGGAACAAGAGAACCUACAGAAGGCAGUUAGUGAAAAAGAAAUUGACUCGCAACAAAUUCGUACCGAACUUAAGGUGAUUCGUGAGAAUCUAAAAAAGAAAGAGGAAGAGCUUCAGAACUUGACGAGCAAAUUAAGUUCAACAGAGAAAUGCCUUAGCGAGAAGAGUGAACAAGAGACUAAAGCUGCUGUUGAAGUCAGCAAUCUAAAGGAUGAAAUAGACAAAGCGAAACUUACCGUCAAAGAUCAAAGCGAACAGCUGAAAGAGCAGAAUCGAACUAUUCUCGAACUGGAAACGAAGCUUGCCGCUCAUGGUGCCCAGUUUGAGGAGCUGUUGAACAAAAAGAAAUCCUCUGAGACGGAAAGUUCGCACAUUGUACACGAACUGAAUCAGAAGUUGCUAGAAAUGGAAAGCUUGAAGCAACAAGAGGUAACGGAAUUGCAAAACAGACUUGCCGAGACGGUAAGUAAAAUUGAAGCGCAAAUUGCGGAGUCAACAAAGAAUGCUGGCUCUGUGCGGUCUGCGGAAAAACGCCAACAAGAAUUGGAAUGCGAGAAAAAAGAUCUUGAGCUUCGGGAAACCGAGAUGGUUAUCACCCAACGCAAGCUGCAGAAGGAAGUUGAUCUUCUCAGGCAGCAGGUCUUAUCGAAGGAUAGUGAGAUACGUAAACUCUCUUCGGAGCUAGCUUCGGCGACUGCCGCGGUAUCAGCGAGUCCGAUCAUUUCCGGUGUUGGAGAGAAUCAGGACUCCGAUGCACAAAUAAGUUUCCUUAACUCCAUUAUUGCCGACAUGCAACGGAAGAAUGACAAACUUACGCUACGCAUACAGGCUUUGGAGCAAACCAGUAUUGAUGGCAAUAGUCACAACAUGAGCUUUGAGUUCAACAAACGGAAACCGGCUCCUCGGAUUUUCUGCGACAUUUGCGAUGAAUUCGAUCAGCAUGAAACUGAGGAUUGCCCUAAGCAGUGCUCCGACAGUCCCCCGGAGUCUCUCAAGCAUCCGUCAGCGGACCCGAAGGAACGCAAGUUACCACCACCGAGGAAGUACUGCGAUGGGUGUGAAGUAUUUGGCCACGAACUGGGCGAAUGUCCAGACGACGAGACAUACUAGAGGCCGGAUGGCACCACCAGGUGUAACACGAUCAUCCCUCAGCAGAAUCAUGGCAUCAUCAGUCGUCGAACCGCCACCACCACCAGGUGUGAAGGAAAGACGAAAAAAUUCACGCGCAUGCUUUUCAACGUUAUCAGUUUCCGACCGGAGCUGAAUCUUUUAUACUUGUGUUCGUGUUGUUUCGUUACUACUUUUGUACGCUUCUCGAAUAGCAACAGUUGUUUCGAUUUGUAAGUUCCACGACUCUUGGCCAAGAAUGCCGUUAAAUUUUACCACUUGAACAAUUUAAUAAGAAAAUCAGACAGCUAAAUUUAAUAGUUUCAUAAAGCAGAGGUUCAGGCAUUUAUCAUAUCCUUGACCGCAUCCGGGGGGAAACAAAAAAAAACGUAGUGAUAGAAGACAUUUUAUAGUUUUGUACCAGUUUAUAUAACUUAAGAACCAUAUUUAUUUCACGAAAUUAGUUUUCCAUUUAGAUAGGAUAAUAAAACUAGCAACUUA
Wyeomyia smithii (pitcher-plant mosquito) is the source of this 6703-nucleotide messenger RNA. RefSeq names its product restin homolog (gene CLIP-190). Bases 326 to 6205 code for a protein of 1959 amino acids. The transcript is spliced from 15 exons. NCBI's taxonomy places the organism in Eukaryota, Metazoa, Arthropoda, Insecta, Diptera, Culicidae. Gene Ontology annotation, molecular function: microtubule plus-end binding. The record is from RefSeq and is a predicted model, not a curated record. Gene Ontology annotation, biological process: cytoplasmic microtubule organization. Gene Ontology annotation, cellular component: microtubule plus-end; cytoplasm; nucleus.